GACAAGGCAGGAGGAGGAGGUGGCGGUAGCGGUGGGUGUGCAGGAGCUGUAGCAGGAGCAGGGGCGGCGCCGGGAGCGGGUUUUGCUGACGUGUUCCCGCGGGGGUUCAUGUCGGUAUCCAUGCUGGCGGGUUUCGGGUGUGUCGUGCUGGCGGCUGUGUCGACCAUUCUGCUGGUGCCGCCGGAGGUGGACCCGCUGUACGGCUGGAUCCUGAGUUACGAGUGGGGUUUCAUGCUGCUGGGGUUGUCGUACGGCGCCUACCUGCGCAGCUGCUUCCUGGCGGGCAAGAGGGCGGGACACCACCCUGCCGUACAACUGCCCAAGGCCUACGCUUCCGCCUCGCCCUACGCCUCCCUUCCCCUCUCCGAGACCGCCUCCUCCGCCCUCUUCCUCGUCCUCACGCUGCUUCUGGCGCCCUGGCUGGGUCAGCUGCUGGGCAUUACCUCCUUUGUCGGUACCAUUUUGGCGACGGUGUUUACCGGGUUGGGGGUCAUUGUGGUUGCCAC
Astrephomene gubernaculifera is the source of this 506-nucleotide messenger RNA. Lineage: Eukaryota; Viridiplantae; Chlorophyta; Chlorophyceae; Chlamydomonadales; Astrephomenaceae. The record is from the annotation of a GenBank genome assembly.